Molecule: messenger RNA, 1368 nt
Organism: Achroia grisella
Lineage: Eukaryota; Metazoa; Arthropoda; Insecta; Lepidoptera; Pyralidae
Product: mitochondrial coenzyme A diphosphatase NUDT8-like
Exons: 1
Coding region: 23-769 (248 amino acids)
Molecular function (GO): coenzyme A diphosphatase activity
Source: RefSeq, a predicted model, not a curated record
AUGACAAAACAGCUGGCAAUUUAUGGAUAUAUUUUUUAGACUUUAUUUUUUAUUUUGUUUAAAUUUUAUUGUGCUUAUAAAUAUAGAAAUAAUAAUGGCUAAAAUUAAUUACUGUAUAGAAAACAUAUUUAGUCAAGCUUCCCGACAACAUUGCAUAUCAAAGCUCAAAGAAAUCAGAGUUCCUAAGUAUAACAAACGGGGAAAGGCCCCUGAAGCUUCGGCGGCCGUAUUAGUGCCGCUGUGUCGCUAUGACUGUGUUCCUUCAUUGCUGUAUACUGUUCGUUCAUCUAACUUGAAUAGUCAUAGUGGCCAAAUAUCCUUUCCAGGGGGGAAAACGGAUGCAGAUGAAACACCUACGCAGACGGCUUUGAGAGAGACCAAAGAAGAAAUAGGUUUGUCGCCAGAUAAAAUAGACGUGUGGGGCGUAGGGCAAGGGUUUCCGGGUCGCGACAACAAAAUACUCAUCUCCCCAGUUAUAGGUUGUAUACAAGAUUUGAAGCAAGAGGACUUAAUAGUUAACCAUAAAGAAGUAGCCGAAGUGUUUACUGUGCCCAUAGACAUUUUAUGUAAUCCAGAAAACCAGUUUCAUACACAGUUUAGGAAUGGAUUUAUAUUACCAGUUUUUAUUGCUAAUCAAUAUAAAAUUUGGGGUCUUACUGCAUAUGUUACGCAUAUGUUCCUCAGCUCAGCAUUAUCGAGAGAUGUUUAUAAAAAUGAUUGGAUGAAGAAAAAGAUAGAGUUAGCAAAUGUAGGCAUAGAAAAAUUGUGAUGACAAAAAUAAUUUAGUACAAUUGAAAUUUUAGUUAGUCCAUUUAGUACAAUUAUUUUUUACAAUUACAUCUGUUACAUGUAUGUAUUGUAUUAUAUAAAUAAAAGAAAGAUUUUAAUGAAACUUGUUUAUUAAAGUAAAAAGCAGCUUUACACUUUAGAUUAUCACAUGCACUUAGUUUUUUGCUUAGCAAGGCACAAAGCAUAACUCAGACAUACACACAAUUUUUUAAUUAUAUUACAUUGUAUAAUGGCAAGUACCAUUAAAUGGGAAAUAGUAUGCUUAUAUUCCGCUUUUUCAUGGUAUAGAAAAAUUGAGCAAAUAUAUAUACAGUGGACCCCUGGUUAUCCGACAAACGUUUUGCAGGGCAGUGUCAGACCAUCAAAUUUGUCGGAUUAUAGAGUGCUGCCUAAGGGUGCCCUAUAGUCCGGAAUUUUUUACAAAAGAGUAUCUUGUAAUCCGAGAAAUUACAGAUACAGUGAUAAGAUUCUGUGCUAUAUAUGUAUGCACUCUGAAGUAUAUUGUCAAAACAAUUAAUAAUAGACCAUGUCAGAUUACAAGGGGGCCGAAUUACCGCGGGUCCACUGUAUUUAUCACUA